AUGCCUGCUCUGGAAUCAUUCAGCCUGCUCAAUGGCUCUGGAAUCUGCCCCGUCUCCACCUCCAUGACCAGCACCCUCAUCCAGGCCCCUCCUCUCUCAUCUGGGCAGCUCCCUCGUCGGGCUCAGUGGAAGCACCAGCUUAUGCCUCAGUGGCUGCCCAAGCCUGGGCAAGUGCUGUUGACAAGCUGUACAUGGCCCACAUGUACAGCUGGUAACCUCCUCUUUUCUUUCCCUCUGGGUCAGAUGAUGUGCUCCCUGUCCUACCUCCUCCUCCUGCCGCUGGGCGUCUGCUUUCCUCUAGCGGACAGAGAAGAGUCUAGAGACACCCUGGGUGACAUCAGAACCAAGAAGAGCUGGGCUGACCUGGCCCAGGGAAGCCGACCUAACUUUGUAUGGGGCUCCUCUCGGCAGCCAAGAGCUCCUCAGCCGCUGGCCUUGCUCGUCAUAGCCAAGGAGCUGCAGACGUCAGGCAAAGAGCGUGCUGGCUUCAGGUUCCGGUUCGGGAGGCAGGAUGACGGCGGUGAGGCCACCAGCUUCCUCUCAGCUGACGGUGAGAAGGCCAGUGGUCCACUGGGAAACCUAGCCGAGGAGCUCAAUGGCUACAGUAGGAAGAAAGGGGGCUUCAGCUUCCGCUUUGGCCGGCGGUAA
Molecule: messenger RNA, 648 nt
Organism: Trichechus manatus latirostris (Florida manatee)
Lineage: Eukaryota; Metazoa; Chordata; Mammalia; Sirenia; Trichechidae
Gene: QRFP
Product: pyroglutamylated RFamide peptide
Exons: 3
Coding region: 1-648 (215 amino acids)
Biological process (GO): behavior; neuropeptide signaling pathway
Molecular function (GO): orexigenic neuropeptide QRFP receptor binding; neuropeptide hormone activity
Source: RefSeq, a predicted model, not a curated record